AACAUGUGCCAUGGAGCACACCCGGCCGUGCGUGCAGCCGCGGCACAGCCUGGCGUGCCCAGCCGCACUCACGCAUUCACACUCACACUCAGCUCACGCUCACACUCAGCUCACGCUCACACUCACACUCAGCUCACACUCACACUCAGCUCACUCACGCUCACGCUCACCCCCGCCCCGGAGCCGUGCCCCAGCGUCCCGUCUCCCCGCAGGCAGCUCCUGGACAAGGACACCUUCUCCAAGUCGGACCCGCUCUGCGUGCUCUACACCCAGCGCCCCGGCAGCCGGCAGUGGCGGGAGUUUGGCCGGACCGAGGUCAUCGACAACUCCCUGAACCCUGACUUUCUGCGCAAGUUCGUCCUCGACUACUUCUUCGAGGAGAAGCAGAACCUCCGCUUCGACCUGUACGAUGUGGACUCCAAAAGCCCCGACCUCUCCAAGCACGAUUUCCUUGGCCAGGCCUUCUGCACCCUGGGCGAGAUUGUGGGCUCGGCCGGCAGCCGCCUGGAGAAGCCCCUGACGAUGGGGACGGUCACCGCGCACGCCCGGGGCAGGAGACCCGCUCCAGCUGUCUCCAAUGGUGGAAUCCCUGGCAAGAAGUGUGGCACCAUCAUCCUCAUCGCCGAAGAGCUGGGCAACUGCCGGGAUGUGGCCACGCUGCAGUUCUGUGCCAACAAGCUGGACAAGAAGGAUUUCUUCGGCAAAUCCGACCCCUUCAUGGUCUUCUACCGCAGCAACGAGGACGGGACCUUCACCAUCUGCCACAAGACGGAGGUGGUGAGGAACACGCUGAACCCGGUCUGGCAGGCGUUCGCCAUCCCGGUGCGCGCCCUCUGCAACGGCGACUACGACCGAGCCAUCAAGGUGGAGGUGUACGACUGGGACCGCGAUGGCAGCCAUGACUUCAUCGGGGAGUUCACCACCAGCUACCGGGAGCUGGCGCGGGGACAGAGCCAGUUCAACGUCUACGAGGUGGUGAACCCCAGGAAGAAGAUGAAGAAGAAGAAGUACCUGAACUCGGGGACGGUGACACUUCUGUCCUUCGCGGUGGAGUCCGACCACACCUUCCUGGACUACAUCAGGGGCGGGACCCAAAUCAACUUCACGGUGGCCAUCGACUUCACCGCAUCCAACGGGAACCCCUCGCAGUCCACCUCGCUGCACUACCUGAGCCCCUACCAGCUCAACGCCUACGCCAUGGCCCUCAAGGCGGUGGGCGAGAUCAUCCAGGACUACGACAGCGACAAGAUGUUCCCCGCCCUCGGCUUCGGCGCCAAGAUCCCGCCGGAUGGACGCGUGUCCCACGAAUUCCCGCUGAAUGGUGACGCGGCCAACCCGGCGUGCAGCGGCAUCGAGGGCGUCCUGGAGGCGUAUCACCGCAGCCUGCGCAGCGUCCAGCUCUACGGACCCACCAACUUUGCCCCCGUGGUCAACCAUGUCGCCCGCUCGGCAGCGGCGGUGCUGGAUGGGUCCCAGUACUUCGUGCUGCUUAUCAUCACGGACGGCGUCAUCUCAGACAUGGCGCAGACCAAGGAGGCCAUCGUCAACGCUGCCAAGCUCCCCAUGUCCAUCAUCAUCGUGGGGGUCGGCCAGGCCGAGUUCGACGCCAUGGUGGAGCUGGACGGUGACGACAUUCGUAUCUCCUCCCGCGGCAAGGUGGCCGAGCGUGACAUUGUGCAGUUCGUCCCCUUCCGUGACUACGUGGACGGGGGGGGCAGCCCGGUGCUGAGCAUGGCCCGCCUGGCCAAGGACGUCCUGGCCGAGAUCCCCGACCAGUUCAUCUCCUACAUGAAGGCGCGGGGAAUCAAACCCCAGCCUGCACCCCCCAGCCCCGACCCCCCCGGCUCCCCAGUGCCCCCCCAGCCCUGACCGCACCCAGCUGGCACCCUGCAUCCCCCCACCCCAGCCCCGGGAAUUGGAUGUUUUUCCAAGCCCCCUCUUUCCUUUUCCAAGGGAUAAAAGGCAGCAGGCCCUCGGCCCUGGGGGGGGGUUCCCCCCCAACCCCCAUAAAAUCACCUUUUCUGGUGUUCCCGGGGAGGGGGUUGGGAAUGGAGGAGCCUUCGCUGGCGUUGGCCGAGCAUCCUUGGCCAUGGUGGACCCCCCCCCCCCAUCCAGCCAGGACCAUCACGGCUCAUCCCCACCCUGGCCUGGUACUGAAGGCCAUAUCCUGCCCCCCCCCAAAAAGUGGCAGGGGUCCCCAGCCCCCCCCACUUCCUUGAGCACAGAGCUGGGGUGGGCAGGAGCUUCCCCCCCCCCAGGCGUGGUGUCCCCUCCAUUGGCCCCGGUGACAUUCAGAGCAUCCCCAGCCCAGCCCCCCAGGGGUGACGCAUGCCUCUCCGCAGCCCCCCCGAACCCAGUGAGACCCCCGUCCUCCUGCAGCAAGUACUGGCUGCUCCCAGAGGCGUCCCAGGUCCUUUUUUUGUGUGCCCCCCCCCCCCCUUCACUUUUCUACUUGCAUGGACGGUCCCUCUCCGUGCUACACCCCCCUUCCCAUGUUGCGUGCGCGUCUGCUGUGGGUUUGUAUUGAGUUGCCUUAAACUGGAAUAAAUUAUAGUCUUUCUAA
Molecule: messenger RNA, 2563 nt
Organism: Aquila chrysaetos chrysaetos
Lineage: Eukaryota; Metazoa; Chordata; Aves; Accipitriformes; Accipitridae
Product: copine-5-like
Exons: 20
Coding region: 4-1869 (621 amino acids)
Biological process (GO): cellular response to calcium ion
Cellular component (GO): plasma membrane
Molecular function (GO): calcium-dependent phospholipid binding
Source: RefSeq, a predicted model, not a curated record